AUGCAAUACACCGCUGUCGCCGUCCUUGCUCUUGCAGCAACUGCCUCUGCCGCCUACAAGAACGAGACUGUCUCGUACACCACUGAGGUCGUCACCGACUAUGUCACCUACUGCCCAGUUGCCACCACCUUGACCUACGGCCACGUCACCUACACUGCCAAGGAGUCUGAGACCGUCACCAUCCCUGGCACCUACACCGUCGUCAAGCCAGUGACCACCUCCAGCGCUGUUGCCCCAACCUACACCCCAGUUUACCCAACUGCCAACGCCACCACCGUUGCCCCAGUCCCAACCACCUACCCAGCUGGAACUGCCGCACCAACUGUUGCCCCAACUGCCACCCCAGCCCCAUCCCCAAUCACCGCCAACGGUGCUGGCAAGACCAUGGCUCUCUCCGGAGCCUCCCUCGCCGGUCUCGUCGGCCUCGCCGCUUUCCUUUUGUAA
Cadophora gregata is the source of this 444-nucleotide messenger RNA. RefSeq lists its product as uncharacterized. The record is from RefSeq and is a predicted model, not a curated record. Bases 1 to 444 code for a protein of 147 amino acids. Lineage: Eukaryota; Fungi; Ascomycota; Leotiomycetes; Helotiales; Ploettnerulaceae. The transcript is spliced from 3 exons.